This is a messenger RNA of Musca domestica (house fly), 5208 nucleotides long. RefSeq names its product serine-rich adhesin for platelets. The transcript has a single exon. Lineage: Eukaryota; Metazoa; Arthropoda; Insecta; Diptera; Muscidae. The coding region runs from base 213 to 5141 and encodes 1642 amino acids. The record is from RefSeq and is a predicted model, not a curated record.
AUAUAAUGCAAAUUUUAUGUUGUUUUGUGGCAAUGUUGAAGCGCAACUGGACGAUGUCGUAUGUCGUUCCAAUUUGAAUGGAAAAAUAAAAAUCCCAAGUGUAUAUAUAAAACUGAAGUCAUUUUAAAGUUAGCAUCAUUCUGUCCAUCGGUUAUAGUGAGUAGCAUUUUGAAAAGUAAACAGAAAAACGAAAAAACGAAUACAAAACAGAAAUGCGAAUUUUUGUCAUUCUAUGCCUGGUGGCAUGCGCAUACGCCCAAUCGGGCUAUGUCUACGAAAUUGCCAAUGCAGCCGCAGGAAAACUCGAAAUUGUCAGUAGCAUAACUAAAGGCGGCAGCAAAAAAGCAUCGACUUAUGGAGCCUUUGGUGGCAAUGUUAAAAGUUUUAGUGAACCAAUCAUUCUGGAAGAAGCUACUUCUAAUACAGUUUCAUCUUUUGAAACUACAAAUUCAGUGGUAGACAACGAUUCCGAUGAAGGCAGUGAUGGAAGUGCAGUGGUAAUUGGUGACAAUGAAAGCAGUGCUGACAGUUCCGGAAGUGAAAGCGUAGUUGUUAGUAUCAAUUCGAAUUCCGGAAGCCUUGGAGGUAGUUUCGGCGGCAGUACUGGCAGUGAUAUUGUCAACAGUGCCAGUGGUACGGAAGACGUCAGCAAGGACAGCAGCAGUACCGAGGACGACACUGGAGCUUCUGGUUCGGUCUCUAGUUUUGUUGUGGUUGGUGGUGGCAGUAACGGUGCCGAUAGCGAUGUUGUAAGCAGCGCCAGUAGCGUGGGAAGUGAUAGCGAACUAUCUACUUUGACCUCCGAAUCCAGUGUUAGUGGCAGCAGCGGUGAUACUGAUGGUUCCAAUCUAAGCAGUGCCACAAACACCCUUAAGGAUAGUGGCAUUUCUAGUUUGGUUUCUAUUGUAACUGGAGCUGGUAUUGGCAGCACCAACACAGAUAAUGAUGCUGUAAGCGGCGCUAGCAGUACUGGAAAAGAUGCAGAUGUAUCUGGUAUAGUGUCUGAAAUGACGGAAGGCACUAUUAGUUCUGGCAGUGAAAUUGUAAGCAGUGUUGCAGCAAGUGACAGUGGAGCUUCGAAUACGGACACUUUCAGCCUUACAUCAACAAUUGAAGGCAGUGCUAGUAAUGACAUUGUAAGUAGUGCCAGCAAUACCGGAAACGAUAAGGAAGUAUUGGGUUCCGACUCUAGUUCUGGUAUUGCUGCAGCUACAAUUGAAGCAGCUGCUGAUGAUGCCGGAAAAGAUAGUGGAAUUGUAACCUUGGUGUCCGAUUCUGUUAUGUCUACACCAUCGGCUGCAUCGUUGACUUCCAAUGCUGGCUCUACAAUUGAAAUCCUUAGCUCAGAACCUAGCUUAAGCAGUUCUAAGUCUGACAAUACCUUGGUCGGAUCCUCAGCUCUGGCUGAUGCCAGCUUUGGCUCAAGUUCAGAUUCAUCAUUCAGUGUCUCCAGCUCAGCAGCACCAGCUGCCAGUGAAACUAGUUCGACCGUUUCAAGUACAGCACCUGCUUCUGAAUCUGCUACAGCUAGUGAAUCUAUUUCGGAGCUUUCUACCGUAGGAUCCAGUUUCAUAGUUCCAGCAACCAGCUCUGGACCCAUUUCUAACUCUGAAUCCUUCAGUUAUUCCAGCUCACCCCUCUCUGCUGUUGGAUCCAGUUUCAUUGUUCCAGCUAUCAGCUCUAGUGUCAUUUCAGCUAGUUCUGAACCUGCAAUCAGCUCCGCUAGUUCAUCUCUCUCUACUGAUGAGUCCAGUUCCAGUUCCAGCAGCACCGACUUGAUUGGUGCUAGCAUAGAUAGCUAUGCUAAGAUAGAUAGCUUAGAAUCUAGUACCAGUGGUUCUAGUACAGAUUCUAACUUGGUUGGAUCGAGUUCUGCCCCUGUUUCGUCUGGCGUCAGUUUUGGAUCUAAUUUGGUUAUUUCCAGCUCAGAACCCGUUUCAACUACAUCGAGCUCAGAUUCAACAUCGAGUACCUCCAGCUCAGCUCCCACCUUAACCACAUCCAGCUCGGAAUCCUCAUUCAGUGCGUCUAGUUCAUCGCCUGCUGUCAGUGGAUCUAGUUUCACUGUUUCCAGCUCUUCACCAGAAUUGAGCGGCUCUAACACAAGUCCAGCCAUUACCACUACCAAUCCAGAGUCCUCAUUCGACACAUCCAGUUCAUUGCCUGUUUCAAGCGGAGCUACUAUUACCCUUUCUAGCUCAUCGCCAGAUUUCGGAGCCUCUAAUACAAGUCCUUCCUUGACCACAUCCAGCUCGGAUUCCUCUACAAGCGGAGCUAGUUUCACCUUAUCUAGCUCAUCGCCAACUUUCGGUGCUUCCAACACAAGCCCAACCUUUACUACAUCAACGUCAGAGUCCUCAUCCAGCACUUCCAAUUCAUCGCCCAGCAACAGCGAUGCUAGCUUCACUCUAUCAAGCUCUUCGCCCGAAUUUAGUACCUCUAAUACAAGUCCAAGCGUUAUUACCUCCAGCACGGAUUCCUCAUUCAGCUCGGACAGUUCAUCGCCAGCUACAAGUGGAGCUAGUUUCACCAUUUCCAGCUCAUCGCCAGCUUUUGGUGCUUUAAAUGCAAGUCCUACCCUAACCACUUCCAGCUCCGAUUCGGCAUUCAGUUCAACAUCCAGCUCAUCGCCUACAACAAGCGGAGCUAGUUUCACCAUUUCCAGCUCAUCGCCAGCAUUCGGUGCUUCUACUGCCAGUCCUUCCUUAACCAGUUCCAGUUCAGAUUCCACUUUCAGCUCAACAUCCAGCUCAUCGCCAGCUCUAACCAGUUCCAGCUCCGAUUCGACUUUCAGUUCAACAUCGAGCUCAUCGCCAGCUACAAGCGGAGAUAAUUUCACCAUUUCCAGUUCUUCACCAGCUUUUGUUGCUUCUAAUGCAAGUCCUACCUUAACAACUUCCGAUUCCACUUUCAGCUCAACAUCCAGCUCAUCGCCAGCAACAAGUGGAGCUAGUUUCACAACUUCCAGCUCAUCGCCAGCUUUCGGUGCCUCUAAUGCCAGUCCUACCCUAACAACUUCCAGUUCCGACUCGACUUUCAGUUCAACAUCCAGUUCAUCGCCAGCUACAAGCGGAACUAGUUUCACCAUUUCCAGCUCAUCACCAACGUUCGGUAGCUCUUACACUGCACCUAGCUUAACACCCUCAUCAUUCAGUUCUACCAGCUCAUCACCAGCUGCUUUCAGCGAUUCCAGUUCAGGUAGCUUUAGCUCUGGUUCUAAUUUGGUUAUAUCCAGUUUAGCACCUGGCGCCAGCACCUCAAACAGUGGCACCUCGUUUAGUGUCACUAGUGCAUCACCAGUUACCAGCGGUGCCAGUUUCACUGUUUCAAGUACAGCUCCAUCUGGCUCCGAUUCCGCCACUAAGUUUGAUAGCUUCAGCACGGGAUCCAAUGUCCUCGUUUCCAGUUCCAAUCCUACUUUGAGCAAAAGUUCUUCUGAAUCUGUAUACACCAGCUCAAGCUCAUCUCCAGCUACUGGCAGCUCCACGUUUACCCUCUCGAGCUCAACACCCUCCUUUAGUGUUUCCAGCUCAGGCAAUACUUUUGGCAGUUCCAGUUCCGGCUCUAAUUACGCGUCUACAGACUCUGGUGUUACUUCGGGCAGUUCCAAUUAUAAUUCCGAUUCAUUGGUUUCCGCUUCAAAACCUAGUUUCGGUGCAUCGACAACAUCUGAAUCGACUACAUUCAGUGCUUCAAGCUCACCCGUUGGAUCCGGUUUCAAUGUUCCGACAUCCAGUACAAGUGACUCUUAUGGCAUUUCUAACGCUGAUUCCGCACUUAGUGCCUCAAGCACACUCCUUUCGAGCUUUAUCGUCCCAGGUCACAGCAGCUCCAGCAAUACUUUUGACAGUUCUAAAUCUAGCUCCAACCUGAGUGGUUCAAGUUCAGGCUCUACCCUCGGUAGUUUAACAUCAAGCUCAUCUUAUGGGUCGAUCGGCUCUGGUUCAUCCAAUGCCUCGCCUACAUCUGCUGGUUUUGGAUCUUUCAGUUCAGGCUCAUCUUUGGCUGCUUCCAGCUCUGGUUCUUCAUUUGGUAAUUCCGGUUCUGGUUCUACAUUUGGUACUUCCGGUACUGGUUCUACAUUCGGAACAUCCGGAUCUGGCUCCUCAUUGGGUACUUUCGGAUCUGGUUCCUCAUUUGGUACUUCUGCCUCUGGUUCUUCAUUUGGAACAUCCGGUUCUGGUUCCUCAUUUGGUUCUUCCAGCUCUGGUUCCUCUUUAGGCAAUUUCGGGUCUGGUUCCUCAUUUGGUACUUCUGGCUCUGGUUCUUCGUUUGGUACUUCCGGCUCUGCUUCAUCAUUUGGUACUUCCGACUAUGGAUCUUCCUUGGGUGCUUUUGGCUCUGGUUCCUCUUCUGGUACUUCUGGCUCUGGUUCGUCAUUUGGCACUUCCGGGUCUGGAUCCUCAUUGGGUAAUUUCGGAUCUGGUUCCUCUUUUGGUACUUCUGGUUCUGGCUCCUCUUUUGGAACAUCUGGUUCGAACUCGUAUUCUGUUGGUUCCGGUGCAAGCCCCAACUUUGGUUCCAGCUUCGGCUCCAGUUUCGGUGCUUCUAGCUCAAGCUCUAAUUAUGGUUCUUCCAGCUAUAAUUCUGCUUACGGUUCUGUUGGUGCUGCAUCUAAUGUUGCCCCUGGCCAACGUCAACUGGUUAAGGAAUUCUAUACCUUCACAGCCGAUGAACAAGACUUCUAUCAACCUUCGGACUCCAGUCAAUUGCUUGAUAAUCUCCAGCAAAACUUGCGUGUUGUCUUCAUCAAGGCUCCCGAAAAUACCGGCUUAGAAGAUGCCGUUCUUAAGGUAGCCAAGCAAAUGGCCGAACACAAGACUGCAAUUUAUGUCUUAACCAAAGAAAAUGAUCUCUCCGAACUGGCCAACAAAUUGAAUCUUGAAAAUGAGAAUCUCCGUCAUAAGCCAGAUGUACACUUUGUCAAGUAUCGCACUCCCGAAGAUGCUGUCAUUGCUCAACGGGCUAUUCAAGCUGAAUAUGAUGCUGCAGUUGGUGGACAGUCGUUGCAUUUCGAUGGCGGCAUUGCCAAAGCAUUAGAUUUUGCAAACGUAGCAGCAAAUCUAAAGCAUAAUAACCAACAGGAAGCUAGUGCAGCUACAGAAUCAACUUAUUUGCCAGCUUCGGCUAAGCGACAUUAGCCACAGUUGGUGGAAUUUGAUUUACAUUCUCGAUUGGUUUCUAUUAUUUAUUAUUAGUUGUUUAUAU